This is a messenger RNA of Leptinotarsa decemlineata (Colorado potato beetle), 702 nucleotides long. Its product is annotated as cytochrome P450 6k1. NCBI's taxonomy places the organism in Eukaryota, Metazoa, Arthropoda, Insecta, Coleoptera, Chrysomelidae. Gene Ontology annotation, molecular function: heme binding; iron ion binding; monooxygenase activity. The record is from RefSeq and is a predicted model, not a curated record.
AAAAUAAAGUAGUAUGUGGCCACGCCAUGAUGUUUUUCGCAGCGGGAUUUGAAACCACCAGUAAUACAAUAAGUUAUACACUUCAUGAGUUAUGUCUCAACAAAUGCAUUCAAAAUAAACUCAGGAAGGAAAUAGUGGAUAAUAUUGAAGAAUAUGGUGGAAUCACAUAUGAAGGUGUUCAGGAAAUGAAGUACUUGAAGAUGUGUAUCAACGAAACCCUGAGAAAGUACCCAGUAUUACCAUUUUUGGAAAGAAUAUGCACCAAAGACUAUAAAGUGCCAGGGACAGACUUGGUAAUUGAUAAAGGAAUACCUGUUUAUAUUCCUUAUCCCGCAUUACAUUUGGAUGAACGAUAUUUUCCAGAACCUCAAAAGUAUAUCCCGGAGAGAUUUCUGAAUAAAAAUUUCAACAUGAGUGGACUAUUUUACAUGCCAUUCGGCGAAGGUCCCAGAAAUUGUUUGGGUGAAAGAUUUGGAAUUCUGAGCACCCAACUGGCUUUAAUUAAUAUUAUUUCACGGUUUGAAAUAGAAAAAUGUGCUGUAACUCCUGAUCCUGUGGAAUUUUCUGUCAAAAGUUUUUCCAACCAAUCAAUAGUUGGUUUGCCCAUGAUUGUAAAGCCUUAUGAGGGAUAUUGAUGGUGAAGAAAUAUAUGUGAUUACAAUGUAGAAUAAUGAUUAAAAAUGGUGAUUCAUUUAGUAUCUA